AUGUCGCAAGUGCCCCUGCAACGCGGCCCGUGCGUCGUGGCAGUUUUGGUGCUGCUCUGGAGCGGCGGCUUGGCCCAGUUGCAGGUGCAGGCUCAAAGUGGAUACAACUAUGGGCGACCCGAGGUGGCGAAUGUGGGUGGUGCCACGGCUGGAGGUCGCUUGACUCCUGCUCCGUAUCCCACCGCCGCCGCCAUUCCACUGACUCCUGCUCCGGCCACCACUGCGUAUGGAGCGGGCUUGUUUCCCUCCCCAGCCGUUGGAUUCACACCCACUGGCCAGGCCACCACUGCCUUCGGUGCCCCCGCCGUCGUGGGAUCCAGUGGCGCAGUCAGUCAGCCGAGGAGACCUUCGCCCGGUGGAAUACCCGCUCCAUCGUCACGAGGUGGACCCUACGGACCGCAGACCUCGCAGUAUGGAAACACCCCAGGGGGCUCGGCGAUUCGGGUUCCGAGUGGAACUGGCGAAAGCGGAGACUACAGCGAUUCCGAUGGGGAUUACUCCGCGAUUCCGGGAGUGCCUGGAGUGGAUUACCCCAUUUACGCCCAGGUGCCGCGCACCAACUUCGAUUGCUCGCAGCAACCCCUGCCCGGAUACUAUGCGGAUAUAGAGGCCCAGUGCCAGGUGUUCCACAUCUGCGCUCUCAACCGGACGUACUCCUUCCUCUGCCCGAAUGGCACCGUCUUCAGCCAGGAGACGCUGGUCUGCGUGUGGUGGAACCAGUACGACUGUGUCUCGGCACCCAGUCUAUAUGCGAAUAACGCAUAUAUUUACGACUAUUCCGCGGGAAGUGGCUCGACUCUGGGAUCAUCCAACGCCAACAAUGCCUAUCGACCGGCUGCUGCUUCCACGACCGCCUUCGGGGCCCCAGUUGCCACGACGGGAACCCUUCGGUCGACCGGAGUGCCACAGGUUGCUGGUUAUAAUGCCGGUCGGGGGUCCUAUCCAUCGGCCACGCCCACGCCAGCCGCCCAGAACCAGAGUCCGUAUGGAGCAGGUGCCGUCCUUCGACCGGCCAUCGUUCCGAGCGGUGGAGUCAAUCGACUUCCGCCAGCUGGAGCUGCCGUGGGUCUCCUGGCCACCGCCGCUGGAGCUCUGCCCGAAAAUUCGGUGGCUGGCUUUGGCCAACAAGCGCCAAAUCAGCUGGUGGCAGGUGGUAAUCGUGAGUACCUUCCUCCUGCCAGCAUUGGUCAGCAACGGACGCGCGGAGGCACUAACGCAUAGUUAUCGCGAAACUGGCAAACCCCUGGCACCUGUACCCGGUUAUAUGGCAUUCAAACUAGCGACCCUAGAGUUAACCAUUUUAGAAUGUUAGGAGCUCCGAACAUUAGUUUUAGCAAUUAGUUUUAAAGCCCUUUUAUGAAAAUAUACUGAAAAGAACGCCUUUACAGAUAAA
Messenger RNA from Drosophila ficusphila, 1393 nucleotides. Its product is annotated as protein transport protein SEC31. Bases 1 to 1221 code for a protein of 406 amino acids. Gene Ontology annotation, cellular component: extracellular region. The record is from RefSeq and is a predicted model, not a curated record. The transcript is spliced from 3 exons. Gene Ontology annotation, molecular function: chitin binding. NCBI's taxonomy places the organism in Eukaryota, Metazoa, Arthropoda, Insecta, Diptera, Drosophilidae.